CACGUGAUUGUGGGGCCCAUGUUUGCUGGAAAAACUUCCACUCUUCUCAGGAGGAUUAAGACCGAGAGCAGCAAUGGAAGGCUAUGUGCAGAUAGGGUUGGAAGAGGUGGGUUUGAGCAUGUUCCAUAAGAUGAGAAAAAAUGGUUUGAUACCAGACCACUAUUCCUUUGCAUCAGUCUUUAGGGCUUGUGCUUCUUUAGCAAUCCUGGAACAGGGCAGGCAAGCCCAUGCUUUGUGGAUCAAGUGUCAAAUUAGUGGAAACCUUGUAGUUAAUAGUGCUCUCAUGGAUAUGUAUUUCAAGUGUACUAGUCUCUCUGAAGGGCAUAUUGUAUUUGAGAAGUUUUUAGAUAGAAAUAUUGUUACCUGGUCGGCUUUGAUAUCUGGUUAUGGACAACAUGGAAGAGUGGUAGAGGUUAUAGAAUCCUUUCAUAGGAUGUUAGAUGAAGGUUUUAGACCCAACCAUGUUACAUUUCUUGCAGUUCUUUCUGCUUGUAGCCAUGGAGGAUUGGUGAACAAAGGCUGGGAGUACUUUACCUCAAUGACUAGAGAUUAUGGAAUUCAGCCAAAGGGAAAACAUUAUGCAGCUAUGGUUGAUCUGUUAGGGCGUGCUGGUAGGUUAGCAGAUGCUUAUGAGUUUGUCGUGAACUCACCUUGUAAGGAUCACCCUGUUGUAUGGGGUGCUUUACUUGGCGCUUGUAAGAAUCAUGGAAAUAUGGACUUGGCAAAGAUUGCGGCGAAGAACUUCUUUAAGUUGGAACCUGGAAGUGCUGGAAAGUAUGUUGUAUUAUCAAAUGCUUAUGCUUCUUUUGGUUUGUGGGAUAAUGUAGCUGAGAUUAGGAGUGCGAUGAAUGAAUCUGGGAUGAGGAAGGAGCCUGGUUAUAGCAUGAUUGAAAUUCAAAGGGAGGCUCACUUUUUCUUUAUGGAGCAUAAUAGUCAUGAGAAAACGGAGGAGUUACAUCAGUUAAUUGAAGAUCUGACUUGUGUCCUAAAAGAUAUGGGGUAUGCUCCUGAUGUAAGUAAAUAGUAGACAGGAUUAAAGUUUGAGCUAUUCAGUUGUCUAUGCAGCUAAUGCUAUGGUUGGAUCUGCUUUUUAGGAGGGGAGAACUUCUGAAAGCUUUAAAUUCUUGGACUGUACUUCUUCCUCAGUGUCAUGCAUGCUAUUCUUUUGUAAUUAGAGAAGGAGAUAAACAUUUCUAUGGUCAUUAUAUUUCCUCUAAUGGUUAGGAAAAGGCCUAUAUGUCAAGUCUGUUGGAAAGAUUCAGAGUGACUUUGCGAUUGCAUUAUAUUAAGGACCUUUUGGAGAUUGAUUAAAUAUAUUCAGAUUAUAUGGAGGUGAUGCUGGAAGUUGUUUAGGAGUCAAGCGUCACAGUGGAUGUCUGAACUUUUUUAUGCAGAGGUUUCUGGAUUGAAUGUAUUGGAGUUAAAUAGAAACUGACACUUGAAGUGUUGCAGUUAUAAAAUCUGAUAAGGACACUAGAUAUGCAUUGGAUUUUAUUGUUACACAUGAUGGAGAAAAAUUGCCAUGCUGGCCAUUGGCAAAUCUUUCAUCAUUCAGACAAAAGCUUGGUAGUGAGGCAUAUGAUAAGCUAGACGUUAUUGGUAUAGACGAGGCACAAUUUUUUGAAGACCUUUAUGAUUUCUGCCGUGAAGCUGCUGACCUCGAUGGGAAGACUGUGAUUGUUGCUGGAUUGGAUGGUGACUAUCUAAGGAGAAGUUUUGGGUCUGUGCUUCAAGUUAUACCCCUGCGGACUCUGUAACCAAGUUAAAUGCUCGGUGUGAGCUUUGUGGUAGACAAGCUUUCUUUACAUUGAGAAAGACAGAGGAGACUGAAACAGAACUAAUCGCUGGGGCUGAAGUGUACAUCGCCCGUGUGUCGAAAACACUAUGUGAGCGGACAAGUGGUCAAAGAAGCUGCAAAGACAGCGUUAGAAUCUCAAAGGGUUCAAUGUGGUGCAGUUGUGUACAACAUAGUAGGAAAUCUGGCUUCUCAUAUCUCAGGCCAGAAAUUUGGCAUUUGCUCCCUAGAUGUCUGAGGCCAGAAAUUGUGGAACUGGUAUAUCCUUGUCUGAAUAUGUCAAAGCUCAGUGGUCUUACAAAGCAAUAGCUAGAUUUAAAUAGGUGAUUUUUACUCCUCAGAUGUCCCUAUUUUUAGAAGGACAUGUACCUUGUCCAAGUUACUGAUGAAUUGUAUUAAUGCAUGAUUUUUGCCCUCU
Molecule: messenger RNA, 2213 nt
Organism: Coffea arabica (coffee)
Lineage: Eukaryota; Viridiplantae; Streptophyta; Magnoliopsida; Gentianales; Rubiaceae
Source: RefSeq, a predicted model, not a curated record